CCACUAUUUUCACUUUACACAAGCAAAAGUCAGGUCUUCUGCCGUAGAGAUCCUAACAACAGAAGUUCCUGCUGUCAGCCAGACACAAUGCCUCAAAUCGGCUGGUAUGGCCUUGGCUCCAUGGGCCUGGCCAUGGCCAGUAACCUUCAAAGACACCUGACCAGCAAACGAGCCAUGAACCUGAUCUAUUCCAACCGAACAAUGGCCCGCGGAGACACCCUGAAGGCACUGGGCGGUACUCCGGAGUCGAGCUUCCCGGACCUAGUCGCCAAAUGUGGCAUUAUAUUCACGAUGGUAUCCAACGACACCGUGUUGCAGCAACUCAUCUCGUCCGCCACCGGCUCAGGGCUCUCACUCCGCGACAAAAUCUUCGUAGAUUGCUCGACCGUCCAUCCCGAGACGGUGGGUCUGACCGUCGCCAAGCUCAAAACAAAAGAGGCAUCAUUCGUCGCCGCUCCUGUCUUCGGUGGGAACCCCAUUGCCGUUGACGGUAAACUCGUCUUCGCCAUCGGGGGCCCGAAGCACGCAUCCGACGCCGUCAAGCCCUUGAUCCAGGAUGUGAUGGGUAGGAAGAUCAUCGAUUGUGGUGAGGAUGCCACGAGGUCGUCGUUGUUGAAGAUCGCUGGCAACAUCGUCACCGUCAACAUGAUGGAAGCUGUAGGCGAAGCGCAGGUCUUCGCCGAACGUACCGGGCUGGGAACGGGGCCGAUGGAGGAGCUCAUCGGCGAAGCCUUUGGCCCCGUCGCGGGCGGCUACUCUAAAAGGUUGACGACGGGCGUUUACGCCCCUCCGCUGGCCUCCCGGCCUGGUUUCGGAGUGUCUUUGGCUAUCAAGGAUGCCAAGCAUGCUCUGGCUAUGGCCAAGGACAGCGAAGUUGAGCUUCCAGGUUUGAAGCUGGCUCUGGACAACAUGGAGGCUGCCAGGGAGUAUGGCGGCGAAUGCUUAGAUAGCAGUUCCAUGUAUGGUGUUCUACGCCAGAAGGCGGGAUUGCCCUUCUGGAAUGAGAAGAGCAGACAAGGGAACUCGUCAUGAUUAUGAAAUUGGUCACGCUAUCAUGCAGCAUGGACACAGUCAGUCUG
Molecule: messenger RNA, 1079 nt
Organism: Aspergillus homomorphus CBS 101889
Lineage: Eukaryota; Fungi; Ascomycota; Eurotiomycetes; Eurotiales; Aspergillaceae
Product: NAD(P)-dependent oxidoreductase
Exons: 5
Coding region: 88-1032 (314 amino acids)
Molecular function (GO): NAD binding; NADP binding; oxidoreductase activity, acting on the CH-OH group of donors, NAD or NADP as acceptor
Source: RefSeq, a predicted model, not a curated record